Molecule: messenger RNA, 1378 nt
Organism: Pipistrellus kuhlii (Kuhl's pipistrelle)
Lineage: Eukaryota; Metazoa; Chordata; Mammalia; Chiroptera; Vespertilionidae
Gene: CDC42EP3
Product: CDC42 effector protein 3
Exons: 2
Coding region: 414-1187 (257 amino acids)
Source: RefSeq, a predicted model, not a curated record
UUGGGCGGAGGGUCCGAGCGGCGGGCGAUCCCGGAGCGCAGCGGCCGCGGGCGCCUUCUCGCCGGCGGGGAGCGGGUGGCGCAGUGAGGAGGGACCUGCGCGUGGCCGGCGGGGACUGGUGCGCCUCCGGAGGCGGCGGGCGCGGACCCGGCGCUGCGGUCCUGGGGCUGCCGGUUCCAUGCUGCCGAAGGGCCUGGAGGUUGUGACCGGCUCCCCAGAGCCCCCCGCUUGGCUGUAACUCCAGGAAGGUGUCUCUUCGGCCUCCGUCCCCUCUCACGGCCCCUCCGAAGCCCCGGGAGGAAAAUGGUGUGACGGCUUCCCACCAGAAAGGACUGUCGGGCGCACGGAACCCUGUGAAGUGAAGACAGUGGCCCUCUUCCCCUCUGGCGGAAGAGACAUUCUCCGAUUCCAAAAUGCCAGCCAAGACCCCCAUCUACCUGAAGGCCGCCAACAACAAGAAAGGGAAGAAGUUUAAACUCAGGGACAUCCUGUCCCCCGAUAUGAUCAGCCCUCCCCUCGGGGACUUCCGCCACACCAUCCACAUCGGCAAGGAGGGCCAGCACGACGUCUUCGGGGACAUCUCCUUCCUCCAGGGCAACUACGAGCUCUUGCCGGGGAACCCCGAGAAGGCGGCCCUGGGCCCGCUCCCCGGGCACAGCGAGUUCCUCCGGGCCAACAGCACCACCUCCGACUCCGUGUUCACGGACACGCCCUCCCCGGUGCUCAAGAACGCCAUCUCCCUGCCCACCAUCGGGGGGUCCCAGGCGCUCAUGCUGCCCCUGCUGUCCCCGGUGACGUUCCACUCCAAACAGGAGGCCUUCGGGCCGGCCCGGCUGGCCCGGCUGCCCUGCGAGCCCAUGGCGGAGGAGAAGGCCCCGGAGAGGAGCCGUCCGGUGGGCAACGGGGUGGCCCACCAGGGCGACGUCUCCUGGGCCUCCAGCGGGUCCGCGUCCGUGUCGCAGUCCAGCCAGGGCAGGGACAGCCACUCCUCCAGCCUCUCCGAACAGUACCCCGACUGGCCGGCCGAGGACAUGUUUGACCACCCGGCCCCCAGCCAGCUGGUCAAGGAGAAGACUAAGUCGGAGGAGUCCCUCUCGGAUCUCACGGGCUCCCUCCUCUCCCUGCAGCUCGAUCUCGGGCCCUCGUUUUUGGACGAGGUGCUGAACGUCAUGGACAAAAAUAAGUAGCGGGACACCCCCCGGCGAUUCCUCCGGGACGGAAGGUAUCAAACAACAACAGCCAUCAAACCACCACCACAGACCACAGUCGAGGAGAAGAGCAUUGCUGGCUGUAUUUGCAGCUAUGUGAUGGGUUUUCUAAGAUAAUGUUCCUACAGAGUAUUUUUUUUACUUGGUAUGCCCUGUUUGCAAACACAGUU